AUGAGUAUGUCCAAGAGGAUUCCAUUGUUUGUGCUGAGGUUCUUAGCCUUAAGUGCCACUGUGUGUGCAAUAGUGGUCAUGGUCACCAGCCAUGACUCUGCUACCGUUCUCAACAUGAAAUUUGAAGCCAAGUAUUCGAAUACGCCUGCAUUCAAAUACUUCAUAGUGAUCAAUGCAAUAUCUAGCGGCUACACACUUAUCGUGCUCUUUUUCCAAUCCAAGACUUCAUGUGGUCGCUACAUCUUGGUUCUAGAUUUGAUUAUAACACUACUGCUAGAUUCAAGCAUAUCGGCGUGUUUAGCUAUAGGGCAAGUGGGGAAGAACGGGAACAGCCACGCCGGAUGGCUGCCAAUCUGUGACCAAGUUCCUAAGUUCUGUGAUCAUGUCGGAGGUGCCCUUAUCGCAACCUUUGUGGCUACAAUAGUUUACUUCCUCAUACUACUAUACUCACUUCACAAUGUCAAGAAUCUUUUCAGUGUCACUAGUUAG
This is a messenger RNA of Andrographis paniculata, 489 nucleotides long. Its product is annotated as CASP-like protein 1C2. The transcript has 3 exons. The coding region runs from base 1 to 489 and encodes 162 amino acids. Lineage: Eukaryota; Viridiplantae; Streptophyta; Magnoliopsida; Lamiales; Acanthaceae. The record is from RefSeq and is a predicted model, not a curated record.